CCUCAAGGGUUCUUCUGUUGGCCACUGACUCCUUGCCAUUCAUUGUUUGCCCACACGUUGGAGGGAACCACGAGAUAAGAGACUGUGCAUGCGUGAUGAAACAUAUGUGAAAAAUGAGGAGAGAAAUUGCAGCUGUGGUGUUCUUCCUGAAGAGGCUUGUGAUAAAGGGGGGGAAGCUGGAAUCGCACAAGAUUGAGCUGUUUGUUGAGAGGCUCGCUGUUGCUCUGCAGGAGAAGUUCAAGGGGCACUGGUACCCCGGAAACCCCAGCAAAGGGCAAGCAUACAGGUGCAUCCGAGUGAACAAGUUCUGCAGGCAGGAUCCAGAGCUCCUCAGGGCCUGCCGGGAGAGCGGGGUUCAGUACAGUGACCUGGGACUUCCCCGUGAACUUACAUUGUGGGUGGACCCCGGGGAGGUGUGUUGCAGGUAUGGAGAACAAAAUCCUUUCUUCUCCGUGGCCACUUUCUGUAGUGAUGAGGAAGAGGACAAAGAUGUUGCAAAGAAGGUGACUAGCGCUUUGGAGAGGGUGACAUCGGACUAUCACUCAGGUUCUUCAUCCGACGAGGAGAGCACACGCACUUCCCCCCUUACUGUCGCCAACAGCCGCUGUCCCUACCAGGCAAUGAAUCCAGCUGCCCCUACAUGGCUUCCAAAAAAAAUGGUACCAGUGAAAGGUAACAUCCUUCCACGGCCUCACUAUGGUUUCAGGCCUCGCAGCAGAGCCCCCAACACUUUAAGGCAUAAACUGUGGUUCCCUCCUGGUUAUAGAGGAGGGCCUGGAUACUGGGACACAAACCAAAAUCUGGCACACUGCUACAGUUAGUAAUAAUGGUGCAUAUUGUUCACACUGGACAUUAAAGCUGAAGACAACUUUAAGAUGACUGACCAAUGUUUUUUUUAAAAUCAAUUUUUAUAGCUAAAAUAUUGAUUGUUUUUGAGUCUUUUUUGCACUUUAGAUCAUUUGUUAUAGUUUGAAUAAAUCACUUGUAUUAAAUUAGAUAUUGAAAUUGGAAUACUACACGUGUAGUCUUGAAGUACUGUAUUUUUACAAUGGGAGACUUUCAUGUAUGGCACCUACUGUCCUUUGUGAUGUUUUAUUUAUUCAUAGUGUAGAAUGCUCAGAUGUAUAGGCUUAAAUUUAUGAACUUUUAUUAAACACAAUUUCCAA
Messenger RNA from Seriola dumerili (greater amberjack), 1166 nucleotides. It is a transcript of the gene btg3, whose product is annotated as BTG anti-proliferation factor 3. The coding region runs from base 114 to 821 and encodes 235 amino acids. The transcript has 5 exons. NCBI's taxonomy places the organism in Eukaryota, Metazoa, Chordata, Actinopteri, Carangiformes, Carangidae. The record is from RefSeq and is a predicted model, not a curated record. Gene Ontology annotation, cellular component: cytoplasm; nucleus. Gene Ontology annotation, biological process: negative regulation of cell population proliferation; negative regulation of mitotic cell cycle.